This is a messenger RNA of Helianthus annuus (common sunflower), 1690 nucleotides long. RefSeq names its product formin-like protein 20. The transcript has 4 exons. Lineage: Eukaryota; Viridiplantae; Streptophyta; Magnoliopsida; Asterales; Asteraceae. The coding region runs from base 413 to 1498 and encodes 361 amino acids. The record is from RefSeq and is a predicted model, not a curated record.
UUUAGGGUAUAAUUAAAGGACAAUCUGUGUAAUUUACUCUAAAAAGUUUUAGUAGGAAAAGACUAAAAUGUCCCUCAUGAGAGGGGCAUGUGACCAGGAUUUAACAGUUGAAUUGGAUGACGUUAGGGGCGGGAAGUGAAAUAGAGAUAAGCUUCAUAGAUCAGGGAGUAAAAUGUCCGUUUUUAAAUGUUUGGGGCAAAACCGUUAAAGUGGCCAACCCACAGGGAGCAAAAUGGAAGUUUACUCAUUAAUCUUUCCUCCGUUAUCACCUAACUUUUAUAUAUCACAAAUCUUGAACCGGGGAUCGAAUUCGUCAAUUAAAGUUUAGCAGGUGUUAAUUGGAAAUGGAAAUCGCCAGAAUGGAGAUCGAUCUAGGGAUUAUAUCUUCAACAAUUUUGGUUCCAAGACAUUGAUGGCGCUGUUCAAACGCUUAGUUUCCAUGAGGCCACCGGAUGGACUCAUUGAGAUGUCUGAGAAAGUUUACCUUUUCAAUUGCUGCAUCUCAACUAAAGUACUUAAAGAAGAUGAGUACAAGGUCUACAUGGCUAGCACUGUGGCAGAUCUUCAAGCCCGUUAUUCCGGCUUAUCUUUCAUGGUUUUUAACUUUAAAGAAGGUGACACAAGGACCCAAAUAUCAGACAUAUUAUCCCAGUACGAUAUGACGGUAAUGGAGUACCCUCAGCAAUAUGAAGGGUGCCCAAUCUUACCACUACAAGUGAUUCAUCACUUUUUGAGACGUAGUGAAAGCUGGCUCUCGGUAGAGGGUCAACAAAACGCGCUUCUAUUGCACUGUGAAAGGGGCGGGUGGCCUGUGCUUGCAUUUAUGCUUGCAGCUCUGGUUUUAUUUAGAAAACAAUAUAGUGGCGAACAAAAGACUCUUGAAAUAUUCUAUAAAUUUGUUCCUAGAGAGCUUCUUCGUCUUUUAACACCUUUUAAUUCGCAACCUUCUCAACUGAGGUAUCUUCAGUACAUAUCCGGGAGAAAUUUGGGUUCUGAUUGGCCGUCAUCAGACACAUUGUUAGAUUUGGAUUGUAUCAUACUUAGAUUUCUUCCUUUGUUUGGUGAAAAGGGUUGUAGACCUGUAAUUCGAAUCUAUGGUCAAGAUUCAUCUUCAUCAACAACCAAUAUGGGCUCUACGCUUUUGUUUACAUCCCCCAAAACCGAAGAACAAGCCCACUACUAUCAACCAGACGAGUGUAAAUUGGUGAAAAUCGAUAUUCAUCAGCGUGUUCAAGGAGAUGUGGUACUUGAAUGUAUACAAUUGGACGAUGUUAGGGAGGAAAUGAUAUUUAGAGUAAUGUUUAACACGACAUUUGUGCGAAAUAAUGUGCUUAAAUUGAGUUUAGAUGAAGUUGAUGUUAUGUGGGAUGCAAGAGAUCAGAUGCCAAAGAAUUUUGAAGCAGAGGUAUGCUUUGAAAACAAGAAUGAAGAGUUUUUUGACGUAGAAGAGAUUUUUAGUGACACGGUUGAUGCGCAAGAUGGUCUUUUACCGAAAUAAAUUAAGGUGGAUGCUGAAAAUGGUGAUAUAGUCUUGAAGGAAGAAUCAAAGACUAGAUGAAAAUGCUUCUCUCCCAAGGGUCUUCUUUAACGCCUAGUUUUCUUUAGCGUGUUAUUUUUUUCUUUUUCUUUUUUUUUAAAGUUGUGAAUAAAGAUCGCAUGAAAGUAUAUGUUUCUAAGUAUAUAUCUCUAU